CAUUACCAUACAAAGUGACGUCAAUGUUUGUGCUGCUGGCAGAAUACUAGUCUGGUUCGUCUGUAUCCACAACACGUUGGGAGUAUGACGCAGGCAGUGCAGACGAAUGGGGUGCAACCCCUCAGUAAGACAUGGGAACUCAGUCUGUAUGAGCUACAAAGGACUCCACAGGAGGCCAUCACAGAUGGCCUGGAGAUCGCGGUGUCUCCCAGGAGCCUCCACAGUGAGCUGAUGUGUCCCAUCUGUCUGGACAUGCUGAAGAACACCAUGACAACCAAGGAAUGUCUGCAUCGUUUCUGUGCCGACUGCAUCAUCACCGCCCUCAGAUCAGGCAACAAGGAAUGCCCUACGUGCAGGAAGAAGCUGGUGUCUAAGCGGUCCCUGCGGCCGGACCCUAACUUCGACGCCCUCAUCAGUAAGAUCUACCCGAGCAGAGACGAGUACGAGGCCCACCAGGAGAGGGUUCUGGCCCGCAUCUCCAAACACAACAACCAGCAGGCCCUGUCCCACAGCAUCGAGGAGGGCCUCAAGAUACAGGCCAUGAACAGGCUGCAGCGAGGGAAGAAGCAUCAGCUGGAGAACGGGAGUGGGGUGGAGGACAACGGCGACUCCUCCCACUGCAGCAACGCCUCCGUCCACUCUAACCAGCAGGAGGCGGGGCCGAGCAUCAAGCGUACCAAGACGUCAGAUGACUCUGGUCUGGACAUGGACAACGCUACAGAGAACGGAGGAGGAGGAGACGCGGCCGUGGACGGAGCCAGCGAGAUAGAACUGGUGUUCUGUCCUCAUCCUACGCUCAUGGACAAGGGCGACACCGUGCAGACCAGUGUUGAGUUUGUUCCCAGGUACAUCAAGACGUCGGGUAACGCCACAGUCGACCACCUGUCUAAGUACCUGGCUGUGCGUCUGGCCCUGGAGGAACUGAGGAAGAACGGAGAGGCCAGCCCUGUCAAUGUAGACGCUGCCUCCGAGAAACAAUACACCAUUUACAUCCCUACAGCCAACGGCCAGUUCACGGUGCUGAACGGGUCUUUCUCUCUGGAGCUUGUCAGCGAGAAGUACUGGAAGGUGAACAAGCCCAUGGAGCUGCUCUUCGCCCCCACCAAGGAGCACAAGUAGACCAGCUGGAGUACACCUGGGGGGGUAGACCGCCUGGAGAACACCUGGGGGGUAGACCGCCUGGAGAGCACCUGGGGGGUAGACCGCCUGGAGAACACCUGGGGGGUAGACCGCCUGGAGUACACCUGGGGGGUAGACCGCCUGGGGGGGUAGACCGCCUGGAGUACACCUGGGGGGUAGACCGCCUGGAGAACACCUGGGGGGUAGACCGCCUGGAGUACACCUGGGGGGUAGACCGCCUGGGGGGGUAGACCGCCUGGAGUACACCUGGGGGGUAGACCGCCUGGAGUACACCGGGGGGUAGACAGCCUGGAGAACACCUGGGGGGUAGACUGCCUGGAGUACACCUGGGGGGUAGACCGCCUGGGGGGUAGACCGCCUGGAGUACACCUGGGGGGGUAGACCGCCUGGAGAACACCUGGGGGGUAGACCGCCUGGGGUACACCUGGGGGGUAGACCGCCUGGAGUACACCUGGGGGGUAGACCGCCUGGAGUACACCUGGGGGGUAGACCGCCUGGAGUACACCUGGGGGGUAGACCGCCUGGGGUACACCUGGGGGGUAGACCGCCUGGAGUACACCUGGGGGGGUAGACCGCCUGGAGUACACCUGGGGGGGUAGACCGCCUGGAGUACACCUGGGGGGUAGACCGCCUGGAGUACACCUGGGGGGGUAGACCGCCUGGAGUACACCUGGGGGGGUAGACCGCCUGGAGUACACCUGGGGGGGUAGACCGCCUGGAGUACACCUGGGGGGGUAGACCACCUGGGGGGUAGACCGCCUGGAGUACACCUGGGGGGUAGACCGCCUGGAGUACACCUGGGGGGGUAGACCUCCUGGAGUACACCUGGGGGGGUAGACCGCCUGGAGUACACCUGGGGGGGUAGACCGCCUGGAGUACACCUGGGGGGGUAGACCGCCUGGAGUACACCUGGGGGGGUAGACCGCCUGGAGUACACCUGGGGGGGUAGACCGCCUGGAGUACACCUGGGGGGGUAGACCGCCUGGAGUACACCUGGGGGGGUAGACCGCCUGGAGUACACCUGGGGGGGUAGACCGCCUGGAGUACACCUGGGGGGGUAGACCGCCUGGAGUACACCUGGGGGGUAGACCGCCUGGAGUACACCUGGGGGGUAGACCGCCUGGAGUACACCUGGGGGGUAGACCGCCUGGAGUACACCUGGGGGGGUAGACCGCCUGGAGUACACCUGGGGGGGUAGACCGCCUGGAGUACACCUGGGGGGGUAGACCGCCUGGAGGACGAGGUGUCUAAUGGACUCUCUCUCUCUCUCUACAUCUCUCUCUCGCUCUCUCUCUCUACAUCUCUCUCUCUCUACAUCUCUCUCUACAUCUACACUUCUCUCGCUCUCUCUCUCUCUCUACAUCUCUCUCUCUACAUGUCUCUCUCUCUCUCUCUCUCUCUACAUCUCUCUCUCUACAUCUCUCUCUCUCUCUACAUUUCUCUCUCUACAUCUCUCUCUCUACAUCUACACUUCUCUCGCUCUCUCUCUCUCUCUCUCUCUACAUCUCUCUCUCUGUCUGGUGUGAAUUUGUUGGUAACAAGUUAGUAUAGGGGGUAUGUAUAAAUGUAUCUGAUAUAGUCACUAGCCAGGUAGAACCUCAUCGUAAGCAUUACUUGAGACGUCACUGCCAUUCCAGGGUGGCGUUCAGGAGGGCACUGAACGCUGCUGCUAGAAAUGCCAUAGAUUUGUCAUGAUUUCUUACUCUACAUGUCAGAUAAGCAUGUAUGUUCUCUCUCUAUCUACAUCGCUCUCUCCAGGGCUGUCUACCUGCUUUCUGUGUUUAGGUCCUAAUACUGAGGUGGUAGUUCCAGAGCCUUCUACCUGCUCUCUGUGUUUAGGUCCUAAUACUGAGGUGGUAGUUCCAGGGCCUUCUACCUGCUCUUUGUGUUUUAGGUCCUAAUACUGAGGUGGUAGUUCCAGGGCCUUCUACCUGCUCUGGAUAACCGUGGCUGUUUCAGGAUGUUGUAUGGUCUUUUUGUAUCUGGGGGACGGUGGGUUGGGGACGAGGAGGCUUUUUGAGAUAUAUGUCCAGUGUUUCCGUACAGAGAACUAAUGUUUUUGUUAUGUUAAAAAAAAAAAAAAUCUUUAUGGACUGAUACCAUCGUUUGAAAUGUCCAGCAGAGAAGUCAUGAAGCUGUUUUCUAUAAACCCACGAUUCAGUUGUAUUUGUUGACAUAGUGUGACUCAAAGGGCACCCUAUUUCCCUAUGUAGUGCACUACUUUUGACCAGGGCCCAUAGGUCUUCCUAUUCCCUAUGUAGUGCACUACUUUUGACCAGGGCCCAUAGGCCUUCCUAUUUCCCUAUGUAGUGCACUACCUUUGACCAGGGCCCAUAGGUCUUCCUAUUCCCUAUGUAGUGCACUACUUUUGACCAGGGCCCAUAGGUCUUCCUAUUCCCUAUAUAGUGCACUACUUUUGACCAGGGCCCAUAGGUCUUCCUAUUUCCCUAUGUAGUGCACUACUUUUGACCAGGGCCCAUAGGUCUUCCUAUUUCCCUAUGUAGUGCACUACCUUUGACCAGGGCCCAUAGGUCUUCCUAUUCCCUAUAUAGUGCACUACUUUUGACCAGGGCCCAUAGGUCUUCCUAUUCCCUAUGUAGUGCACUACUUUUGACCAGGGCCCAUAGGUCUUCCUAUUCCCUAUGUAGUGCACUACUUUUGACCAGGGCCCAAUAGAGUGCACUUUAGGACAGAACCGUAGUGAUGUCACUUCACCUGACUGAUCUGGGCGCCGUGACAACGUGUCAUUGGUAAAUCAUCACAGUGGACUAAGGGCCUACUGUUCAUUUCCUGUUCCCUUUGACCAAAAUGGCAAACGAGGGCUUUGGUAUACAUAAGAAAUUAGGGUGCUCCAAUGACAAACAAACAUCUGAUAUAACACGCGGUCAUUCUGUUAGUAACCUGAAGAGACAGACUUCAUCUCAUUGUUAUCCUUCUCUAGUCUGCUUUCAUUCUGUUGUCCUAGAAACGUUUGAUAUUAACAGCAGGGUUGGGCUCGAUUCCUCUUCACUUCAGUCACAUCAGGAAGUGGAAUAAUCUCUAAACCUUCCAUCUCUCUGAGGUGGAUGAAUCUCUCCUGUCCUGUGACUUCUUCAAGGAUCCAGUGGGUUUUUUUUUUUAAACCAAUGAACAUGUUUCUAUUCCUGAAUUUGAGUUUCAAUUCACCUCCUCCUGAAUUGACUAAGGCUAAAAUUGACCCAACCCUGCUUCACUGGCUAACAGUCCCGUUAAAUACAACUAGGCUGCUUUAUUAUUUCUGUAUAUUGUCCAGGAUCUUUGUUCAUGCCAACAUCUCAACCACAUUUUGGGAGAAGAAUUGAAUGAAUCGUGCAUUAACAGGUCAGACUUCAUCAGCUGUAUGGAAUUAAUGUCUGUACAUGAACCAACCAGCUCCAUUCAUCACCUUCAAGCUUAGUGUGAGAUAGAAGAGGGACCCAAAUCGGGGUUUCUCUCCCCCCCCCAAAAAAAUAAUAUUUCAGAACGACGAUACCGUGGAAGAAAAAUGUGCAAAUGUACUUUUUAGAAGCAUGGUCAGUUUCACAGUUUGACAACAUCCUUUGUAUAAAUAUCAGUUAUUGUUGUUGAAACUGUAAAUGGAAAUAUCUGUUUGGAAAAUAAACAAUGUCUGUUCAACAUGGAA
This is a messenger RNA of Salvelinus fontinalis (brook trout), 4780 nucleotides long. Its product is annotated as E3 ubiquitin-protein ligase RING2-like. The transcript is spliced from 8 exons. The record is from RefSeq and is a predicted model, not a curated record. Bases 85 to 1119 code for a protein of 344 amino acids. NCBI's taxonomy places the organism in Eukaryota, Metazoa, Chordata, Actinopteri, Salmoniformes, Salmonidae. Gene Ontology annotation, cellular component: PcG protein complex; ubiquitin ligase complex. Gene Ontology annotation, molecular function: chromatin binding; ubiquitin protein ligase activity.